This is a messenger RNA of Colletotrichum scovillei, 1898 nucleotides long. RefSeq names its product TfdA family Taurine catabolism dioxygenase TauD. Gene Ontology annotation, cellular component: mitochondrion. The record is from RefSeq and is a predicted model, not a curated record. The coding region runs from base 394 to 1836 and encodes 480 amino acids. Gene Ontology annotation, biological process: carnitine biosynthetic process. Lineage: Eukaryota; Fungi; Ascomycota; Sordariomycetes; Glomerellales; Glomerellaceae. Gene Ontology annotation, molecular function: oxidoreductase activity. The transcript has a single exon.
GCCGCUGCUCCCCCAAACUCUGAGGUGGGAGCUUCCGUCCCGCCGUCAACGGAGGCUCGAGACCGGAGCUUACCUUAGGGCAGUGACGAAGUGGGAUUGGACCGACCAACCUCCCCUCUUUAAUCGGAUCAUUGUCCGCUCACCCAGUCUUUACUGUGCACUCGGAAAGUCGUACUUUCUUAUUCUCUUACCUUAUAGAGCCCCUCCCUCGGCUCUUGCGAUACAACCAAGGUCGCGACAUCCCACCAAGCUAACCAACGCCAGCUGCGCAUCUCUUGCUGUUCUCCUCGUCGCGCAGCUUCCCAGUAGCUGCCACGGACUCCUUGUUCUGUGUUUCUCGGCUCCCAGCGUGCAAGCGCUCGACAACGCUGCAUUCCUCACAAGACUUGGACCAUGGUCCUGGCACGAACUCUCCGCCCCGCGGCGCGGGUGGCACGCCUCCUCGAGCAUGCGGCGACGAGACCGACUAUCCCCUCUCCUCUCCUCCGCCGACGUGCCCUGCCUUCGGGCAUCGCCAGUGUUCACACCACCUCUCCAAAGACCCAAGAAGCCGCGGCCCUGCGCCAGGAACCACAGUCCGAGGUGGCUGCGACGAUACCCGACGCCGCGCUGCGUAUAGACCCAAAAGCACAUACAGAACCAGAGCGGGUUAAAGUUGCUAUCUUGCCGAGUCGCCAGAAGCUUCUUAUCGCCGGUCAAACUCCCGGCCAAGAACAUACGAAGCACAUUGACGUGGCUUGGCUCCGAGACCGCUGCGGUUGCCCGCACUGCGUCAGUCCCUCCUCGGGUAACAAGUCCUUCUCCACCGCCGAAAUCCCAAGCGGUAUUGCCUUCGAGAGCGCAAAGGAGAUGCCAGAUGGUUCCCAUGAGAUCCGCUGGACAAACGACAUCCCGCGUGCUGCCGACGUCGGCCACGUUUCCGUCUUUCCCGCCACCGGCCCCCAGAGUCUUGCGGGGUUGUUGACCGAACGGCCAGUCCUUUUCUUCCACCAUGCCAGUGUAAAAAAGGCCGAGAGAUAUCUGUGGAAAAGGGAAACUCUUCUUGACAAGCUCGAGAGGAUCGAUUACAAAGACUACAUGGAGGGAGGCCCGGCUUUCAGGUCAACUGCCCUCUCGCUCGCCAAGAUUGGGCUCGUUUUCCUCACCAAUGUGCCCCAAACCGAAAAGGCCGUAGCUGAUAUAGCUCUGAAAUUUGGGGCCGUCAAGGAGACAUUCUACGGCCACACCUGGGACGUCAUCUCUAAACCCGAUGCUGAAAACGUUGCCUACACCUCCUCUUACCUAGGCCUGCACUCGGACAUGCUCUAUCUCGACUCACCGCCUCGCAUCCAGCUCCUUCAUUGCUUGGAGAACUCGUGCUCUGGGGGUGAGUCCAUCUUCAGCGACGCCCUACACGCUGCCACCUGGCUCGAGAGAUUCCAACCCGAGUCCUACUCUGCAUUGACCAAAUACCUGGUUCCCUACCACUACGCCAAGAAUGGUUUCUUCUACCGCCAGGCUCGACCCGUCAUCGCUGAUAAAAUUGGAGAAGACCGUGAGGUCUGGUGGUCUCCGCCCUUCCAGGCCCCUCUCCCAGGCACGCCCGAUAAAGCAAGCUCUGAAAUUUGGCAAGCCUGGAUCAAGGGAGCGCGGAUAUUCCAAGAAACCCUGGAGCAAGAAGACAACAUGUACCAGCACAGGCUCCAACCGGGCGAGUGCGUGCUGUUUGACAACCGCCGCGUUCUUCAUGGUCGCCGUGCAUUCGACACGGCAAGCGGGCGUCGCUGGCUUAAGGGUACAUAUGUCGCCGAUGAGGAUUUCAAAAGUACCAUACGGCCAUUCCUUGAACCCAUCUGAAGAUAUGGAGGACGGAUCUGAAAUCCAGAAGCCAAAGCGAACUUUAUUCGCUCAGUCAGUCG